GUUGCCUGGGGGGAGGUUACUCAUCCCCGGCUCAGGUAAGAGGGCCCAGGUUGGGAGGCGGCACACCCAGGGGGGACGCCGAGGGAGCAGGACGCACCAUGGACCUGGCCGGAAGAGCAGGCGCCCGCGCAGUGAUCUGGACUAUAGUCUGGCUGCUGCUGUCACUGCUGCUCCGAGAAGGAGCGCAGGCCCUGGAGUGCUACAGCUGUGUGCAGAAAGCAGAUGACGGGUGCUCUCCGCAGAAGACCAAGACCGUGAAGUGCGCGCCCGGUGUGGACGUCUGCACAGAGGCCGUGGGGGCGGUGGAGACCAUCCACGGACAGUUCUCAGUGGCAGUGCGGGGCUGCGGAUCGGGACUCCCGGGCAAGAAUGACCGCGGACUGGACCUGUACGGGAUGCUGGCCUUUAUCCAGCUGCAGCAAUGCUCCCAGGACCGCUGCAAUGCCAAGCUCAACCUCACCUCGCGAGUACUCAACCCCGCAGGCAAUGAGAGUGCAUCCGAGCCCAACGGUGUCGAGUGCUACAGCUGCGUGGGGCUGAGCCACGAGGCGUGCCAGGGUACGGCGCCGCCUGUCGUGAGCUGCUACAACGCCAGCGACCGCGUCUACAAGGGCUGUUUUGAUGGCAACGUCACCUUGACGGCAGCUAACAUGACUGUGGCCUUGCCUGUCCGGGGCUGUGUCCUGGACGAUUUGUGCACCCGGGAUUCCGUGACAGGCCCGGGAUUUACCCUCAAAGGCUCCUGCUGCCAGGGAUCCCGCUGUAACUCCGACCUCCGAAACAAGACCUACUUCUCCCUGAGGUUCCCGCCCCUUGUCCUGAUGCCGCCUCCUCAGCCCACCACUCUGGCCCCAACCACCUCUGUCACUCCUUCCACGCCACCCCCGACCACCCGCACCUCCACCUCGAAGCCCCCUCCAGCCCCAACCAGCCGGACUCCUCCACAGGAAGCAGAACCCGAGAUCUCCCAGGAUGAGGACUCCAGCGUGGCCGGAAGUGCUGCUGGCCACCAGGACCGUAGUAAUAUGGGGCAGUACCCCGCACAAGGUGGACCCCAUAACAAAGGCACUGCAGCGCCUUCCGCUGUGUUGGCGGCCCUUCUGUUGGCUGUGGCUGCUGGCACCCUGCUCUGAGCUUCUCCACUGGGAAACCUCCCUCCUGUCCUAGUUCCCUGGCCCUGGGCACCUUCUCUUCCCAUUACUUCCCUUUCCCACCACUGGGCUGGGCUGGCCCAGCCCCUGUUCUUCCAGUCUCCCCCAGUCUCCCUAGCUUCCUCUGCACUGGUUUGCGGCUUCAGGAAAUAAAGUUACUGUUGUGUAUCUCCUGCCGGGUGUCCUAGCUUUUUGAGGGCAGCGAGUGGAUUCCCUUCAUCCUUGUCUCUCCCUCAUCUCCACAUGGUGCCUGGAGCAGAGAGGUCAGAGCUGUCACAGGGAAGGUGUGAGAGGCAGUGCGAAGCCUCCUAUUUGCUUUCUCUCAGUCCAGCUGGAAUAUGGGGGGCAGCGAGGAUUUACGGUUCCUUCCUCUGAUGGCUGCUGCACCUGCACCCUGUCUUCGUGGGAAUUAUUUUGGCGUCUUCUUACUAGACUGUGAGCUCCUCAAGAGCAGGGACUGGGCCUUGUGCCUCCUUGUGGUCUCUUUCUGGCACAGAAAGGCCUCAAUAAAAAUUUAAUUACUUUG
Molecule: messenger RNA, 1677 nt
Organism: Manis pentadactyla (Chinese pangolin)
Lineage: Eukaryota; Metazoa; Chordata; Mammalia; Pholidota; Manidae
Gene: LYPD3
Product: LY6/PLAUR domain containing 3
Exons: 5
Coding region: 99-1133 (344 amino acids)
Cellular component (GO): plasma membrane
Source: RefSeq, a predicted model, not a curated record